GGACGGUUGAUUUCUCCCCGGGAAGAGAAGAGAAUCACGAGGCCAAGCAAGCGGAGCACUCGUCUGGCUCCCAGCCUAUUUUACUCACAGGUCGCAGCGAUUUUGCUCGGUUCGGACACUACGCCACCCAACGAAUGUCCAUGAGCCAACACUGUUAAUUCAUCCUAAUCGGGUUCCGGUUGAGCCUUUAAGGUAUGCUCCUCUGGAAAAUCAUGUCCCAGAGCUGAUUGUUAAUGCAACAGACUUGCAGCCACUCCUUGAAACUCCAGGCGAGGAAAGGAGAUUGAGUUCAUACCAAUGUUCGUCUAAGUUACAGAUGGAGGGAAAGACUGAGGAAGUGGAAGAUAUUGGAAGUGCUUCUGGUGGUUCACUUAUUGAUGAUUCAGAUGAUGGGUCUUCAACUUCUGAAUUAGAUGGCAGGGCACAUCUCGAGGAACCUUUGACUGAGGAAGAAAUAGAAGGUCUGAUUGCUGAGUUGUUAGAAGUUGAGAGCAAGGCUGCAGAGGCUCAAGAAGCUCUUGAGGAGGAGUCUCUUAACAAAGUAGAGAUCGAGGUUAGGCGAGAGUUGGAGCAAACUCUUCAAGGAGAUGAUUUGGAAUCUGCUGUUGCAGAUGAGAUGACUACUCUUAAAGAAGAGUGGGAAGCUGUUCUGGAUGACCUUGAGACUGAAAGUGCCUAUUUGCUGGAACAACUUGAUAUGGCUGGUGUGGAGCUGCCAAGGCUUUAUAAGUGGAUAGAGAGGGAGGCUCCCAGUGGUUGUUUGACAGAAGCUUGGAAAAAGAGGAAUCAUUGGGUAGGUACUCAGGCAACUGAAGAAUUUGCUGAGUCAGUUGCUGAUGCUGAGAAGCAUCUAGAAGUCUACAGACCUGUUAGAAGACGACAUGGCAAACUGUUGGAAGAGGGUGCCAGUGGAUUUCUUAAAAAAAAACUUGAUGAAUCCAUUGAACCGGUAAAGGAAAAAACUGAUGUGGAUUGGGGUAUGUUUAACAAAAUAUUUCACGAUGGUGGUGAUGCUGAUGCUUCAUUUGGCUGUAAGAAUUGGGCUUCUGUUUAUUUGGCCAGCACUCCGCAACAAGCUGCACUGAUGGGCCUUGAAUUUCCUGGUGUCAACGAGGUGGAGGAGAUUGAUGACAUUGAUGGCACUUCUACUGAUCCAUUUAUUGCAGCUGCAAUUGCAAAUGAAAAGGAACUAGAACUUUCUGAUGAACAGAAGAGAAAGUUUAAAAAGGUCAAAGAAGAAGAUGAUGUAAUUGUUGAUCGGAAGCUUCAAAUCCAUUUAAAACGAAGGAGGUAUCGGAAGAAUAAAAAACAGAGGGAAACCAUAGAGAGUCUCAAGGAAGAAACUUGUGAUGAUAGUGAAAAGGUGGCUAACAAUGAAGUUGAAUGUCUGAAUAUGAAGAAUGAUAAUAUUGAAGAUCUGGGUGGCAUUUAUGACCUUGACAAAGUGAAGCCUAUGAAUAUUGGCCCUUUGUCAGAGCUCUCUAAAUCUUCAUUGCCUGAUGUUGAACAAAGAGGUACCAAGCGACUAAAUGAUGGUGAAGAGUAUAGUGAUACGAAAAAGGGUCGGACUGUCACUAUUAACAGUGGUGAUGAAGCUGAUGCAGUUGAAAAUAAUAUAGUUAGGGAUACAAAUGCAUUAGAUAAUCAGUCUGAGAUGCAAGGCACUUGUGCUAGCAUUGCUGAUAGUCUUCCUUCACAGCACCUGGACAAGAAGUUUUGCUGCACUGUUUGUGAUAAAGUGGCUCUUGAAGUUCACCAACAUCCUCUUUUGGAAGUUAUUAUUUGCUGGGAUUGCAAUUCUUUAAUGGAAGAAAAGAAACGUGUGAAGGAUCUCAAUCCUGAUUGCUCCGAGUGUUAUUGUGCAUGGUGUGGGGGAAGCAAUGAAUUAGUUAGCUGCAAGUCAUGCAAAGUGUUGUUCUGCAACAAUUGCAUAAGGAAGAAUCUUGGUGCAGAAUUCCUUUCUGAAGUUCAGGCCACUGGUUGGCAUUGUUAUUGCUGCCACCCAAAUCUCUUGCAAAGACUAUCAUCACAACUAGAGAAAGCUAUGGGAUCUGUUGAAACAUCAGUUUCCAGCUCUAGUAGUGAUUCGGAUAAUUCACAUGCAGAGACUAAUGUUACAAUCAGUUCUAAGCGAAAGCGCAAAAAGAAGAUUAGGAGGAUCCUUGAUGAUGCUGAAUUAGGAGAGGAAACAAAAAGGAAAAUUGCGAUAGAAAAGGAGCGUCAGGAACGUUUGGAGUCUUUGCGAGUGCAGUUUUCUGCCUCAUCUAACAUCAUGGGCUCUUCUGGGUAUAAGGGGAAUUUAUCAGAAGGUGCAAGUUCUGAAGUCCUUGGUGACGCAUUAACAGGCUAUGUAGUAAAUGUUGUGAGGGAAAAAGGUGAAGAAGCUGUCAGAAUUCCUCCUAGUAUAUCAGCUAAACUGAAAACUCAUCAGAUUGCAGGAAUAAGAUUUAUGUGGGAGAAUAUAAUACAGUCAAUCAGAAAAGUCAAGUCCGGGGAUAAAGGUCUUGGUUGUAUCCUCGCUCAUACAAUGGGCCUUGGUAAAACCUUUCAGGUGAUAGCUUUCUUGUACACAGCAAUGAGAACCACUGACCUGGGGUUAAGAACUGCACUUAUUGUCACGCCAGUCAAUGUGCUGCACAAUUGGCGGCAGGAGUUUAUCAAAUGGAGGCCAUCAGAACUAAAACCACUCAGGGUCUUCAUGCUGGAAGAUGUAUCAAGGGAUAGGAGAGCAGAAAUACUUGCAAAAUGGAGAAACAAAGGUGGCAUAUUUCUGAUUGGCUAUACUGCUUUUCGAAAUUUAUCUUUUGGAAAGCAUGUGAGAGAUCGACACACAGCUCGAGAAAUUUGCCGUGCUUUGCAGGAUGGACCAGACAUACUUGUUUGUGAUGAAGCGCAUAUGAUAAAGAAUAUAAAGGCUGGCAUAACUCAAGCCUUGAAACAGGUAAAAUGCCAUAGGAGAAUUGCCCUGACUGGAUCACCUCUUCAGAACAAUCUCAUGGAGUAUUAUUGUAUGGUUGAUUUUGUAAGAGAAGGUUUUCUUGGAAGCAGUCAUGAAUUUAGGAAUCGCUUCCAAAAUCCUAUAGAGAAUGGUCAACAUACUAAUUCUACACUGGAUGAUGUGAAGAUUAUGAACCAAAGGUCUCACAUCCUCUAUGAACAAUUAAAAGGCUUUGUUCAACGAAUGGACAUGAGUGUGGUGAAGAAUGAUUUGCCUCCAAAAACUGUCUUUGUGAUAAGCGUCAAGCUUUCUCCUCUGCAGAGAAAACUGUACAAGAGAUUUCUCGAUGUGCAUGGAUUCACAAAUGACCGGGCUUCUAAUGAAAAAAUGAGAAAGAGAUGUUUUUUUGUUGGGUACCAGGCGUUAGCUCAGAUAUGGAACCAUCCCGGGAUCUUGCAAUUGACAAAAGAAGACAAGGAUUAUGUUAGACAAGAAGAUGCUGUUGAGAAUUUUCUUGUGGAUGACAGCUCUAGUGACGAAAAUUCUGACUAUAGCGUGCCUGUUGGAGAGAAGGUUGGAUGUGCAAAUGAGUUUCUGCGGAGGAAAGAUGAGAAUGGCUUUUUUCUAAAGGGUUGGUGGAACGAUCUUCUGCAUGAGAAAAAUUAUAAAGAACUUGAUUACAGUGGCAAAAUGGUUUUGCUUCUGGACAUACUAACCAUGAGUUCUGAUGUGGGUGACAAGGUGUUGGUUUUCAGCCAGAGCAUACCAACACUAGACCUCAUAGAACUUUAUCUAUCAAGAUUACUUCGACGAGGCAAACAUGGCAAAUUUUGGAAGAAGGGAAAAGACUGGUAUAGGCUGGAUGGAAGGACUGAGAGCUCUGAAAGGCAGAAGCUGGUUGAGAGGUUUAAUGAGCCUUCCAAUAAUAGAGUGAAGUGCUCCCUUAUUUCAACAAGGGCUGGUUCUUUGGGUAUUAAUCUCCAUGCAGCUAAUCGUGUUGUUAUAGUUGAUGGUUCUUGGAAUCCAACAUACGAUCUCCAGGCCAUCUAUCGAGCUUGGAGGUAUGGCCAGAGAAAGCCUGUGUUUGCUUACCGAUUGCUGGCUCAUGGAACUAUGGAAGAGAAAAUAUAUAAGCGCCAGGUAACAAAGGAGGGGCUUGCUGCUAGAGUGGUUGACAGACAGCAAGUGUACAGGACUAUAUCUAAAGAAGAGAUGUUACAUCUCUUUGAGUUUGGUGAUGAUGAAAACCCUGAGACGUUGGCUGAACUGAGCCAAGAGAAUGGGCAUUCAUUGGAACAAACGAUCCCACAUUCAAAUGGAACCAGCCAUUCCGAUAAGCUAAUGGAAAGCUUACUUAGCAAGCAUCAUCCCAAGUGGAUUGCCAAUUAUCAUGAACACGAAACCUUGUUGCAAGAAAAUGAAGAAGAAAAGCUAUCAAAAGAGGAGCAAGACAUGGCUUGGGAAGUAUACCGGAAAACGUUAGAAUGGGAGGAAGUGCAGAGAGUACCACUGGGUGAAUCUCUGCCUGUUCAAAAGCCCCAAGAGCCGAAUAAUGCACCCCCUGCAUCAAAAUCCCGCAGCCUUUCACCAACAAGGGUGAGGAGCCGUUUUGUGACCCGCAAAUGCACCAACCUUUCACACUUGCUGACGCUUAGAAGUCAAGGCACUAAAUUUGGUUGCAGUACGGUCUGUGGGGAAUGCGCCCAAGAGAUCAGAUGGGAGGACUUGAAGUACAGAGAUGGAAGAGCAAUAAGGUGAAGGAUGAUAUAAUUUUAUCCGUUGAUAUUUUAACUAACCAAUGCAUCUGUUUGUUGUAAAUGUUUAAUGUCCCGAGGUCAAUAUAUAUUCUUUUGUAAUAUUUAUAGCUGUAAAUGGAUUGGGCUUCAUGUUCAAAAUCUUUUUGAAGAAAUUGUAUGGUUACGCUCAUGUUCUGUGGGACUAUCUUCUAAUUGCUGGCGUGGCUUGAAGGUUAACUCGUCUACAGCGAGUCAUGCCUAAUGUAAAUGAAACCUUAUACAGUUUGAUUACAGUUGCUGAUCUAUUUUUCAUUUUGGGUUCAUCAUGGAAAUUUAUGAUACCUUA
Molecule: messenger RNA, 5020 nt
Organism: Neltuma alba
Lineage: Eukaryota; Viridiplantae; Streptophyta; Magnoliopsida; Fabales; Fabaceae
Product: protein CHROMATIN REMODELING 20
Exons: 27
Coding region: 317-4696 (1459 amino acids)
Cellular component (GO): nucleus
Molecular function (GO): ATP binding; ATP hydrolysis activity
Source: RefSeq, a predicted model, not a curated record